This is a messenger RNA of Penaeus vannamei (Pacific white shrimp), 1199 nucleotides long. NCBI's taxonomy places the organism in Eukaryota, Metazoa, Arthropoda, Malacostraca, Decapoda, Penaeidae. The record is from RefSeq and is a predicted model, not a curated record.
ACGAGCCUGACUGACGUGAAUGGAUAACUGAGACGGAAAAUUUUACCGCGUCCGAGUCCUGCAAAGUGAUUAACAUAUUGGGUGAUUGAUCCGUAUUCUUCAACUGUUCUUGUUCACCCAGUUAACGAUUCAGUUAUCUUGAAGACGUAGAUCUAACAUGCAAUGUUUAUUUAGAGUGUAAUGUGUCUACCGAGUGUAUGAGUGAAAUCCGGGGCCAAGACUUGGCUAACACUUUCGGACGAUGUGGUGCUAACUGACGGAAUUUUGACGCAUCAGCUGGAAAAUAGCUUCGAAACGCCAUCAUGUAUAUAGGCCUAUCUCUAAUCUGCCUCAUCCUCGCCUUCCUGCACCCGAUGCGAUCUUCCAGUGCCCACGUGAAAGCAUCGGCGUCUAAAGGUGCUAACAGCGACAUGGCUCAUCUAGACAAGGAAGGCAUCCUAGAUUUUCUUGACAAGAUCUCGGAUGACCUGAACCGUCUAGUCGUCGUCCUGGAAAGCCUACCUACUACCAGCACGACCACUGAUCCGAAUACGAUAUCCCUGGGCCCUGUCACCGCUACUUCUCCAGACGGUUACACUCCCUUGACCCCUUCUGGAAAUAGUACGACCACCUCAACCACGACCUCUCCUGGUUUAAUCACGAACUCCACUACCUUUCCUAACAGUAACGCGACUAUCACAUUGUCACCUGAAUUGAAUGUAACAACUACGACCUCUCCUGAAGGUAAUAUGACCGCAACGUCCUCUCCUGUAGGCAACAUGACCACAACGACAUCUGAAGGAAAUACGACCUCCCCUGAAGGCAACAUGACCACAACGACAUCUCCUGAAGGAAAUACGACCUCCCCUGAAGGCAACAUGACCACAACGGCCUCUCCUGAAGGCAACACGACUACGACGACCUCUCCUGAAGGCAACACGACCACGACGACUUCUGAAGGCAACAUGACCACAACGACAUCACCUGAGGGCAAAUACGACUUCCCUCAAAGCAACACGACAGACGACGACCUCUCCCUGAAAGCAACACGACGACGACGACCUCCCCUGAAAGCAACACGACGACGACCUCUCCUGAAGGUAACAUGACCACGACGACCUCUCCUGAAGGUAACAUGACCACGACGACCUACCCUGAAGGCAACACGACCACGACGACCUCUCCUGAAGGCCGACACAACACGACCUCUCCUGAAGGUA